Messenger RNA from Aureococcus anophagefferens, 1911 nucleotides. RefSeq lists its product as hypothetical. Bases 1 to 1911 code for a protein of 636 amino acids. Gene Ontology annotation, molecular function: beta-galactosidase activity. Lineage: Eukaryota; Pelagophyceae; Pelagomonadales; Pelagomonadaceae. Gene Ontology annotation, cellular component: vacuole. The record is from RefSeq and is a predicted model, not a curated record. Gene Ontology annotation, biological process: carbohydrate metabolic process. The transcript has a single exon.
AUGCUCGUCUUUUGGUUCGCCUUCGUGUCGCUACGGCGCGCGCUGGCGACGCCGUCGCUGCGCCUCGGCCACGGCCGCCGCUUCGUCGUCGAGGACGACCGCUUCGUCAAGGACGGCGCGCCCUUCGUGCUGCGGUCCGGCAGCGUGCACUACUCGCGCGUGCCGCGGGCCUACUGGCGCGACCGGCUGCUGCGCGUCCGCGCGCUCGGGCUCAACGCGGUGACGACGUACGUGCCGUGGAACCUGCACGAGACCGAGCCGAACGCCUUCGACUUCGCCGGCGCGAAGCACGUCGGCGCCUUCCUGGACGAAGCGAAGGACGCGGGGCUCCUCGCGAUCCUGCGCGUCGGCCCCUACAUGUGCGGCGAGUGGGAGUUCGGCGGCUUCCCCGCGUGGCUCCUCCGGGAGAACGCGACGCUCCGCACCUACGACCCCGCCUACCUCUCCUACGUCGACCGCUACUGGCGCCAACUCCUGCCGCAGUUCCGAAACCGCCUCUAUUCCGCGGGCGGCAACGUCGUCGUGAUACAGCUGGAGAACGAGUUCGGCGACUACGGCGACUGCUCGAAGAACGAGAACGACGCGCGCUACAUGCGGCACCUCUACGACCUCGCGACGCAACACCUCGGCACGGACGUCAUCUAUUCCACGGUGUCGCCCGCGCGGAACCUCGACCGCGCGUCGCCGUGGCGCGACGACUCGCGCGUGCUCGCGACGGUCGACGGCGGCCUCGCGGAGGGCUACGCCGCGGACUUUGCUUUGCAAAAGGCCUUCAACGCGCCGGGCCACUCGCCGAAGAUGUGGACCGAGCUCUGGACGGGCUGGUACACGCACUGGGUCGACGCGAGGGCGGCGAACAAGACGGCGGAGGAGUACGGCUCCGGCGUCGCCGCGAUGGCGCGCGAGCCGAACGCGUCGUUCUCGCUCUACAUGGCGCACGGCGGCACGUCCUACGGCUACUGGAGCGGCGCCAACGACCUCGCGCCCGGCGGGCCGACCUUCGCCGCGGACGUGACGUCCUACGAUUACAACGCGCCCGUCGGCGAGGCGGGCGACCACACCGUCGGCGCCGACGGCGGCGACACCUUCGCCGCGAUCCGCGACGCCAUCGCCGCCGUCUACGGCGCGCCGCCGGACGAGCCGCCGGCCGUGCCGAAGCGGGCCUACGGCGCCGUCGCGCUCGCCGAGGCCGCGAAGCUCCUCGACCACGUCGACGCGCUCGCGACGUGCGCCGAGACGCUGCCGAGCGGCGGCGCCUGGCCCUCGAUGGAGGAUCUGGGACAAAACUACGGGUUCCUGCUCUACUCGCAGGCGACGCCAUCGCCAUCGCCGCAGACGCUCGCGUUCGACGAAGAGUCCCUGCACGAUCGCGUCCACGUCUUCGUCGACGGCGAGCUCUCCGGCGUGCCCCGGUUCCGCCCGGACUGCGGCGCGUCGUGCGCCGUCGACGUCCCCGGGGGCUCGGACCUGCGGCUCCUCGUGGAGAACAUGGGCCGCAUCAAUUAUGGCGCUCGAGCCGCGGAGCGCCGGGACCGCAAGGGCCUGCUGAAGCGCGUGGGAGACCUGGACCGCGUGACGUGCCUGCCCCUCGACCCCGCCGCGGUCGCCGGGCUGCCCUUCCGGCCGCUGGACGGCGCGGCCACGGCGUCGCCCGUGUUCCUUCGCGGCGUCCUGACCAUCGACGGCGCGCCCGCGGACACGUACCUCGACACGCGCGGCCUCUCCAAGGGCAUCAUCUGGCUCAACGGCCGCAUGCUCGGGCGCUUCUGGGAGACCGCGGGGCCGCAGCACGCGCUCUACGCGCCGGCGCCCUUCUUGAACUCGGGCAAAAACGACGUCAUCGUCCUCGACCUCGACGGGAAGCAGCCGCCGGCGCUCCAGUCGCGCGCGAGCCAGCGCUGGGCUUCCUAA